Molecule: messenger RNA, 4917 nt
Organism: Centruroides sculpturatus (bark scorpion)
Lineage: Eukaryota; Metazoa; Arthropoda; Arachnida; Scorpiones; Buthidae
Product: rho GTPase-activating protein 100F-like
Exons: 8
Coding region: 1228-4437 (1069 amino acids)
Biological process (GO): signal transduction
Molecular function (GO): protein binding
Source: RefSeq, a predicted model, not a curated record
AUAACGGAUAAAACUAAAAACGUUAUCAGUAGUGUACUAAACGCUCGUUACUGUGAUGAAAUUUUGCUUAUAAAUCGGUCUAGACUAGGAAGAGGAUGUGUAGCAAUUAGUGAGGGAAUGAGGAAGAGUAAAUAGUGUGUAAGGGAUUAAAAAGGGAAGCUUUCUCGUAACAGUUGGGAUAAAACAUGACAUGGGUGCUAGGUUAUUGGCCUCUAUCAGCCUUUAGCUGACUUCGGUGUUAAGAAAAUCGAUGAACGUAUGCUUGUCGUAUCUCAGCCCCCAGCCAAUGUCCACCGAUCAGAUUUAUCUUCAACGUCUCCGACUAAAGUGCUAAAGAAAUUAUCGAAAGUUUCCCUCCUUAACCUAUUUUAAUAUAGAGAAAUCGGUUUAUACUGUAGGCUACACGUGUCGAAACGUUUUAAAAUUAUACAAAUGAAUGGUAUUGAAAUUAGUCGGAAUGUCCCCAAAAAUCCGUUUUUAAUUUGUCCAUCUCGCCCCGGCUUCCACACACACUCACUCUCUCUCACAUACACACACAAAUAUAUUUUACAAGUUAUUCUCUCUCGUCCUCCGCGAUACACUGACAUCACAGCGAUCGAUAAGUGGUGAUUCCAUUACUACAGAAGGUGGGUUGGAUUAUGUAGAGGGUAGAGGGCAAGCUGUAGGUGGGAUUUUUUUUCUCCUUCACUUUUCCUAGUGUGUGUGUGUGUGUGUGUCUUUGUGUCUUAACGUGGGUGUGUGUCCGGGUUAAAGACGUCCGAGUGAGGAAGUAAUUUAAACGGCUCAGUUUAUAUUCCUCCGCUCUAUCUGACGAAAACGAAUGCCCGAUUUUCGUACAAGGAAUUAAUGCAACCGAUUGUACGAGGCAGUAGAAGAAAAUACUUAGCAGAUGACGUAGCGUGGGUGUACGCUCCGCGGAGAAGAGUAGCAGACAACGGAGUGACUGCCAUGUCACAGACGUAGGUUUCUCUCAUGUUUGGACCUGCCUGAUAUUCUAAUGCUUCCCUUGACGCUGGCAAAUGGUUUAGUAAAUGAAACGCACAACAUUCACAGAGUGGCCUUAUACUGCCUUUUUGGGUGGUGAUUGAUGGUAGUAAAGUCGAGAGAGCGAGCAAGCAUAUGAGUAAAGAUGAAAACUAAUUCAUGUUGGUUAUCCGGCAUGUGUGGAUACUAUCCACACUUUAGGUGACCUAUCUGAUGUAAAACAGACGCCAUAAUUCUGCACACAUGACCUCGCUUGCCCAACCACCGCGUCUGCCAAAAAAGGUGAAGCACAUAAUUAAUUCUACCAUGCUUUGCUGUGGGCGCAAAAAGGAAUCAAGGGAAGCCGUGGAAUCUCAGGCAUUUGCUGAAGGGAGCGCAAGAAGAGCAGGACCCUCUCGUAGUCGAAUUGCACAUGGUCAUAUGCCAGAGAUGGUGAUUCAGAGUGAUUUUCGUAAAGUUAGCGGUAUUUCGAAUGAAAUCUUUCGUCAGAUAGAGGCUGUGGAGAAUGACUUUGAUGCUACAACGGCUGCUCACUUGGAAGCUGUUGAGAAGCGAGGUGAAAUGAUCAUAAGACUUCUCGACCCAUGCACACUGGGUCGAGCAGGAGCUGAAGCUUGUAAAAAGUAUCUAUGUGCAGCCGAUAGCACACACAUAGUACAGUUUGUUGAGAUAAUCAAAAGACCAGGACAGACCCUUGGUUUAUAUAUACGAGAAGGUGAUGGUAUCCGUUGUAACGAAGGAGUAUUCAUAUCACGCAUUGCACUGGAAAGUGCCGUUUAUAAUAGUGGAUUAUUAAAAGUGGGUGAUGAAAUCUUAGCUGUUAAUCUCGUUGAUGUUAGAAGAAUGAGUUUAGACGAUGUGGUAAUCAUCAUGUCGAUACCUAGAAGGCUAGUAUUGACCAUACGUUCGAGAAUCUGUGGCAAAGCAUCCGCCGCUGCUGCUGCUCGCAAAAGUGCUUUGGAAGUGAGACCUCCCAUAGUGGUUAUGAAGAAAGAAGUCCAGGAAGAUAUCAUGGACGACAUGAACAGUAAUAGUGAAAACGGUGCACUAAUCAGGGCACGCACUAAAGGACUUCCGGCCGACAUCCCAGCUGUGGCUGUUUCGCUGGUCGGUACAGAACCUCAUCCGGUGUGCCACGAGGACCUUUAUUAUAAUUCACAACCACGUGGUCAUCGCAUAGCUAAACUGCCAGAAACCCGUUUGGAUGAACAAAUGUGGACAAGAAGGAUGGGAAAAAUCCAUCCACCGCCCUCAGUGGUAACAGCGCAACCCAAAACGCAUCCACGCUAUCCAAAGACGCUCGAGAGCCUAGCCGAACAGGUGCACACAUUUUACGGUCCCCCGACUCGGCACCCAUCCACCGAAGCCAGAAGGACCAGGUACCCGUCGCACUCCCUUAUAUACCAGAGACCAGAACGCAGCACCACUGCCAGACAUCGUUACUGGGACGAAUACAGUUCAUCUCUUAGAAGAUCCCGUCUGCUACGCACGGAAAGCGAGCAGAGAAUACCCAGCCUGGGGGAUGAAACUUACGAUAGGUAUACGUCUCGCACUCUCCGACCCACUUUUAGGGGCCCUUUAUCUAUGCAACACCGUGGGAGGGUAAGGCGAUACGAAGAUGUUCCUCAACACGUUGGCAUCCUUCGUCGCCGAUCGGUAAUCGAAAGCGCUUCCGAUACCGAAGUGCAAUCGGGUGGUGCCAAAGACUACUUCCUGACGAGACAGAGAAGUCUCGGUAGGGCUGCACCACCCAGGAGAUAUAGUCACGGUCGGAGCAACUCACUGCCACGUGCUUCUGUUCAGGAUCGUAGACAUAGGCAGUCAGUCAGGUUCGAGAAGACGACCCUGCCUUACGAUUCGCAAGAAGAUAGUGAUGGUGCCGUAUCCGCUCCAGAGCUUCCAUUAUCUAAAUCUGUUAGAAGAGGAGGAGGUCUACACGGCACAUCACCAAAUGUAUUUACUUCGAUGGAAUAUCGUUCCUGGUUGAGCCGAACACCUUCUACAUCAGCAAUAUACGAUCGUGUAAGAAGAGGGAAGGGAAUUCGGCACCUUCCUCGUAUUGCCCACAGCGCCGAAAGUUUGUUGGACACGCUGAGAAAGGAGGAACAACGCUCAGCAUACACGACAGAUUUUCUUCCACGCAGAUCUCUUCUAAGAAUUCCUACAGACCCUCUAACCCACUCUUACCCCUUGGAAUUCUGGAGGCAAGUUCCACAUCCCACCCCGUUGGCACCGGAAGACAGACUUCAUCUACUAACUUUAAAUCCUAGAGAGUUUUUUAAAUAUAAACCCGAGAAAGAUAGCGAAGCCGUACUUCGAACAGACGGUUUUAGUGGUCUUCUAUGGGUUCAUCUUUUAGGGGGACGAGGACUCCGGCCUACGAGUCACAGCGACCAUUUUCGAGAUUUAUAUUGUGUGAUCGAAUGCGAUCGAGUACAUAAAGCCAGGACAGGUGUUAGACCUGGCGAACACAGCUUCGAUUGGGACGAAAUGUUCGAAUUGGAUUUAGUAGACAACAGUGAAAUAGCAUUUUUGUUGUACAGCUGGGAUCCACAAUAUAGACACAAACUGUGCUAUAAAGGCACAAUUCAUCUUCUAACACUUUUAAGAGAAUCUCCAGUACACAGUUUAGCGCUGAGACUCGAACCCCGUGGUACUCUCUACCUCAAGUUACGUUAUCGUGAUCCACGACAGACAUUUCAACGUAUACCGCCUUUAACUGAUACAGGUGUAUUUGGCAUCGAUUUAGAAACGAUAAUAUUAAGAGAAAAUUCGGGUUUUGGUGUACCACUCAUUAUCAAGCGAUGUGUAGAAGAAGUGGAAAAAAGGGGGCUCGAUAUCGUCGGUAUAUAUCGACUGUGUGGAUCUGCUGUCAGGAAGAAGAUUCUACGUGAUGGCUUCGAACGGAAUGCAGUUUUGGUUGACCUUUCUGCCGAACACGUUCCCGAUAUUAACGUCGUGACCAGUUUAUUAAAAGAUUAUCUUCGCGAAUUGCCAGAACCCCUUUUUACCAAAGGUUUAUUUGACAUGUUAGUCGAUGGUUUAUCCGUCUGUUUACCAGACGAUCCUGAAGGCAAUGCCAAAUUAAUGUUCAGUAUCCUCGACUGUUUGCCCAAAGUAAAUCGGUGCACGGUGCUCUUUCUGAUGGAUCAUUUGAAACUAGUGACAACCCACAGCGAUCGAAAUAAGAUGAAUCCUCAAAAUCUGUCACAAUGUUUCGGACCUGUCGUUAUGUGUCAUACCGAGACGGGUGCUCCAGUUAUAAAUCUUCGAAAGACCAUUGAAGUCUUCGCUUUUCUGUUAGAAAUUUGGCCAGCCAAAAGAGUCGCCCUCGGGAGUGGCAGCAGCGAAUCAAGUGGCAAUGAGCCUCCUGAUCAAUCAAUGGGUCAAGAUACACUUAAGAAAUCGGUGACAUGGGUUGGCCAACGUAUUCUUCCAGAAUCAUCCUGUUAAUGUUUCAUGUGCCAUAUAGUUUGUGAGGCCACAACUUCUCCUUAAUAAACCCAUUUCCCCAUCCUAACACAUACCAAUCCCUUCAGCCCCCUUCAGAACACAGCAUCGCGUUUGUUAGUAUGUUUUAAUCUUCACAGUCCAGUGGUGAAUGUUGAUUUUUUCAGUCAGAGAAGAAAAAAAAAUCGUUAUUUCCAAUUGUUAUCUCAUGUAUUCUCCUAGCAGGGAGUGUUUGAUAUGAGAUACUUUAAGUACCAGUCCUGUUAUAAUGGUAUUGUACGUUUUUUGACAAGUGUACAAAUAAAAACAAAAAAUCUGGUGAUCAACUGUUUAAUAAUUCUGGUAUUUAUUUGAUUUUUCCUAUUUUUAUUAAAGAAUUACACGUCCCAUAUGGCGUAAACCCCGUCCUAUAAUUGAAAUACCGAUAUUAUAAUCUCUAUUGGUUGAUUUAAAUUCGAAAAAAAACGUCUCAAUAACGCCUGA